CCUACAUCAGAGCUGGCAUUUCAAUCAAAAGAUCUGGCUCAUACGUCAAAAUGGAGGCCAAGCUGGGAAUGGCUAUCAUAUGGAAUCAAGAGGACACGUUGUGGGUUGAGCUGGAUUCAAAGUUUAAGAAUCAAACUUGUGGUCUGUGCGGUGACUAUAAUGGAGCCCAGAUUUUUAAUGAAUUCCAGACACCUGAUAUGGAGAGCUCCAUAAGUAUUGAAGAUUAUGGAGCGUUAUCGAAGCUCGAUGGUCCAACUGAAAGCUGUGAAGAAAUCUCUCCAGUCAAACAGAUCUGUUCAAAUGAGACUGAGAUCUGUAAGAACCUGCUGUCAGAACCUGCGUUUCUCAGCUGUAAGAACCUGAUUGACACUGACUCCUUCAUCAAAGCCUGUGCGAUGGACCUGUGCAGCUGCAGCAACAGCAGCUCCUCCUGCCUGUGUUCCACCAUCUCAGAGUUCUCCCGUCAGUGUGCACACGCAGGCGGACGGCCACAGAAAUGGACGACCAACAAACUGUGUGAAAAGUCAUGUCCACUCAACCUGGAGUAUUCUGAAUGUGGGAACCCUUGUACUGACACCUGCAGCAAUCAACACAGAAAGGAACUGUGUACGGAACACUGCAUAGACGGAUGCUUCUGUCCAUCUGGUACUCUCCUUGAUGACGUCACACACAGGGGCUGUGUAGCUGUCGACCAGUGCCCCUGCCUGCACAACGGCCAGUCAUACCAACCUGGGGAUUCUUACUCAAGCACUUGUCACAAAUGCACAUGUUCGCAGGGUCAGUGGAGUUGUUUAAAUGUAGACUGUCCUGGUGUCUGCUCCAUCAUUGGAGGCUCUCACAUCACCACCUAUGAUGCUAAAACCUAUACGUUCCAUGGAGAUUGUUCUUAUGUUCUGUCCAAGGGACCUAAUGGAAAUAUCACUGUUCAUGGUGACCUGGUAAAAUGUGAGAAAUCAGAGAAAUCCACGUGUCUGUCUGCUGUCACGCUGUUACUGCCAAAUGAAAUGAUGCUUGUGAUUAAAGAAAAUGGACAGGUCCUCUACAACUCAUUGAUUACUCAACUUCCUCUUUACAGAAAUGAGUUCAUAGCGUUCAGCCCAUCAACUUUCUUUAUUCUAGUCCACACUAUAUAUGGGUUUGACCUUGAGAUCCAGAUCAUACCAUUUAUGCAGGUCUACAUUAAAGCUAGUGUUUCCAAUAAAGGACAACUCACAGGCCUUUGUGGAGAUUUUAAUGAUGUUGAAGCUGAUGACUUCAAAAACACAAAUGGUUUGAUUGAGGGAACUGCUGAAACAUUUGCCAACGCAUGGAAAAGCAGAACAAACUGCCCUGAUGUGACGAAUACACUUGGAGACCCAUGCACAAUCAACAUACAGAAGGAGAAAUAUGCGAAACACUGGUGCUCCUUGUUGAAAGACCCAAAUGAGAUUUUUGCCAAGUGUCAUUCUGAAAUCAGCCCUAACGUCUUUCACGACAAUUGUAUUUACGACAGCUGUGCCUGUGAUAACAGUGAGGAGUGUAUGUGUGCUGCCUUAUCCUCCUAUGUCCAUGCGUGUGCGGCUGCAGGCGUCUUUCUUAAUGGCUGGAGAGACACAGCGUGUGGAAAAUACAUAGAUGACUGCCCUGCUACGUUUGUGUAUGACUACCAGAUGACAAGCUGUGGUCGCACCUGUCGUUCUCUUACUCAGUCAGAAUUAACAUGCGACAUUGACUUUACUCCACUUGAUGGCUGCGGCUGUGCUGAAGGAACGUACCUCGAUGACAAGGGAGAGUGUGUCACAGCGUCACAAUGCCCCUGUCAAAUGGGAGAAACUGUGGUACAAGCUGGAGAUGUCAUCAAAGUUAAUGGACAGACCUGCUUCUGUCGUGGUGGAAACCUCAUAUGUGCUGGAAGCUAUUUAAAUGAAUCAUGCAGCGAGCCCAUGGUUUACUUCAACUGCUCCGGGGCAAAGCCAGGUGACAAAGGGUCAGAGUGCCAGAAAAGUUGCUCACUGGCCACAGAAUGUCUCAGCAAACAGUGUGUCCCGGGAUGUGUGUGUCCUGAUGGCCUUUUGUCAGAUGGAAACGGAGGUUGUGUUGAGGAGGAGGACUGUCCCUGCACUUAUAAUGGAGAAUCGUAUAACGCUGGACAGUCUGUCACUGUGGGCUGCAACACAUGCACUUGCAAAGGCAGAAACUGGGCCUGUACAGAUAAUGAAUGUGAUGGUGUCUGCACCAUCUAUGGAGAAGGACAUUACACCACUUUUGAUCAAAGAACAUUCACCUUCAAUGGGAACUGUGUCUAUGUCGUUACUCAGGACUUCUGUGAUGAUGAUGAAGACGGCAGCUUCAGGGUCUUGAUUGAGAACGUCCCAUGUGGAACAACUGAGAGCAUCUGCUCCACAUCUAUCAAACUUUACUUAGGGAACAGUGAAAUUGUUCUUUCAGAGGAAAAUGUCAAAGUUAUAAAUCAGAGCAGAGGAGUGAACAUCCCCUUUCACGUCAACACCAUGGGGAUAUAUGUUGUCAUUGAGGCUCAGAAUGGUCUUGUUGUGAUCUGGAACAGGCUUACAACACUGAUAAUCAGACUACGGCCUGCGUUCCAGGGCAAAGUCUGUGGCCUCUGUGGGAAUUACGAUGGGAAUGUCAAGAACGAUUUCACCACAAGGAGCAAAGAAGUUGUGGUUGAUCCACUUGAGUUUGGAAACACCUGGAAAUUAUCUUCAACGUGUCCUAAUGCAGUGGCACUGCAGGAUCCAUGUAGUGUGUCCCCACACAGGCAGGCAUGGGCAGCUAAACACUGCAGUAUUAUCAACAGUGACGUGUUUGCUGCUUGUCAUUCAAAGGUGCCUCCCCAAAAAUACUAUGAUGCCUGUGUGGGAGAUACAUGUGGCUGCAACACAGGAGGAGACUGUGAGUGUUUCUGCACGGCUGUAGCCGUCUAUGCAGCAGUCUGUAAUGAGGCCGGGGCCUGUGUCAGAUGGAGGACUCCCACUGUUUGCCCUUUAUUCUGUGAUUAUUACAACCCUGAUGGGGAGUGUGAGUGGCACUAUGAGCCCUGUGGAAAGCCAUGCAUGAAAACAUGCAGGAAUCCUUCAGGAACCUGCUACAAUAAAAUUCCUGCACUAGAAGGCUGCUAUCCACUCUGCCCACCGGAGCGCUCAUAUCUGGAGGAAACUACUAUGAAAUGUGUGUCAAAGGAAGAUUGUGGCUGUUACGAUGAUGAAGGAAACCAUUAUACAGAAGGGGCAGCCAUGCCGUCACAGGACAACUGUAACAAAUGUCACUGUUCUUCAACAAAGGUGAUAUGCAGCUAUGAACAAGAUUGCCCGUGUUCAUAUGGAGAGCACACUUACCAGUAUGGAGACAUAAUCUACAAGACCCAUGAUGGAAAUGGAGCCUGUAUUACUGCUGUUUGUGGACCAAAUGGCACUGUUAUUAGGAACAUUGAACCUUGCUUCGAAACUACUACUGCAACACCUAUUUUUACUUUUACAACAUCUGGAUCAACAACAACCACUGAAGGUUCCACGACAACCUCAAGUCCUGUAUCUAAAACGACCACAACCUCAUCAACAAAGGAAACACCCACUGGCACAACAACUUCAGGAUCCACAACAACCACAGAAAGUCCCAAAACAACAACAACCUCAAGCCCUGAAUCUAAAACAAGUACCACCUCAACAACAACAGAAAAACCCACUGGCACCACAACUUCAGGAUCCACCACAGCCACAGAAAGUCCCAAAUCCACCACAACCACAGAAAGUCCCAAAACAACAACAACCUCAUCAACAACAGAGAAACCCACUGGCACCACAACUUCAGGAUCCACAACAACCACAGAAAGUCCCAAAACAACCACCACCUCACCAACAACAGAAAAACCCACUGGCACAACAACUUCAGAGUCUACAACAACCACAAAAGGUCCCAAGACAACCACCACCUCAUCAACAACAGAAAAACCCACUGGCACAACAUCUUCAGGGCCCACAACAACCACAGAAAGUCCUAAAACAACAACAACCUCUAACCCUAAAUCUAAAACAACCUCCACUUUAUCAACAACAGAACAACCCACUGGCACCACAACUUCAGGAUCAACCACAACCACAGAAAGUCCCAAAACAACUACCACCUCAUCAACAACAGAAAGACGCACUGGCACAACAACUUCAGGGUCCACAACAACCACAGAAAGUCCUAAAACAACAACAACCUCAGCAACAACAGAAAAACCCACUGGCACAACAUCUUCAGGGUCCACAACAACCACAGAAAGUCCUGAAACAACAACAACCUCAAGCCCUGAAUCUAAAACAACCACCAUCUUAUCAACAACAGAAAACCCCACUGGCACCACAACUUCAGGAUCCACAACAACCACAGAAAGUCCUAAAACAACUACCACCUCAGCCACAACAGAAAAAUCCACUGGCACAACAUCUUCAGGGUCCACAACAACAACAGAAAUUCCUGAAACAACAACAACCGCAAGCCCUGAAUCUAAAACAACCACCACCUCAUCAACAACAGAAAAACCCACUGGCACCACAACGUCAGGAUCCACUACAACCACAGAAAGUCCAAAAACAACAACAACCUCAUCAACAACAGAAAAACCCACUGGCACAACUUCUUCAGGGUCCACAUCAACCACAGAAAGUCCUAAAACAACAACAACCUCAAGCCCUAAAUCUAAAACAACCACCACCUUAUCAACAACAGAACAACCCACGGGCACCACAACUUCAGGAUCAACCACAACCACAGAAAGUCCCAAAACAACAACAACCUCAUCAACAACAGAAAAACCCACUGGCACAAGAUCUUCAGGGUCCACAACAACCACAGAAAGUCCUAAAACAACAACAACCUCAGCAACAACAGAAAAACCCACUGGCACAACAUCUUCAGGGUCCACAACAACCACAGAAAGUCCUAAAACAACAAAAACAUCAAGCCCUGAAUCUAAAACAACCACCACCUUAUCAACAACAGAAAAAUCAACUGGCACCACAACUUCAGGAUCCACCACAACCACAGAAAGUCCCAAAACAACAACAACCUCAUCAACAACAGAGAAACCCACUGGCACCACAACUUCAGGAUCCACAACAACGACAGAAAGUCUCAAAACAACCACCACCUCAUCAACAACAGAAAAACCCACUGGCACCACAAAUUCAGGAUCCACAACAACCACAGAAAGUCCUAAAACAACUACCACCUCAGCCACAACAGAAAAAUCCACUGGCACAACAUCUUCAGGGUCCACAAAAACCACAGAAAUUCCCAAAACAACAACAACCUCAAGCCCUGAAUCUAAAACAACCUCCACCUUAUCAACAACAGAAAAACCCACUGGCACCACAACUUCAGGAUCAACCACAACCACAGAAAGUCCCAAAACAACAACAACCUCAUCAACAACAGAAAAACCCACUCGCACAACAUCUUCAGUGUCCACAAUAACGACAGAAAGUCCAACAACAACCUCAUCAACAACAGAAAAACCCACUGGCACCACAACUUCAGGAUCAACCACAACCACAGAAGGUCCCAAAAGAACAACACCCUCAUCAACAACAGAAAAACCCACUGGCACCACAACGUCAGGAUCCACCACAACCACAGAAAGUCCCGAAACAACAACAACCUCAGCAACAACAGAAAAAUCCACUGGCACAACAUCUUUAGGGUCCACAACAACCACAGAAAUUCCUGAAACAACAACAACCUCAAGCCCUGAAUCUAAAACAACCACCACCUCAUCAACAACAGAAAAACCCAUUGGCACCACAACGCCAGGGUCCACAACAACCACAGAAAGUCCCGAAACAACAACAACCUCAUCAACAACAGAAAAACCCACUGGCACAACAUCUUCAGGGUCUACAACAACCACAGAAAGUCCUGAAACAACAACAACCUCAAGCCCUGAAUCUAAAACAACCACCACCUUAUCAACAACAGAACAACCCACUAGCACCACAACUUCAGGAUCAACCAUAACCACAGAAAGUCCCAAAACAACAACAACCUCAUCAACAACAGAAAAACCCACUGGCACCACAUCUUCAGGGUCCACAACAACCACAGAAAUUCCUGAAACAACAACAACCUCAAGCCCUGAAUCUAGAACAACCACCACCCCAUCAACAACAGAAAAACCCACUGGCACCACAACGCCAGGGUCCACAACAACCACAGAAAGUCCCAAAACAACAACAACCUCAUCAACAACAGAAAAACCCACUGGCACCACAACGUCAGGAUCCACUACAAUCACAGAAAGUCCAAAAACAACAACAACCUCAUCAACAACAGAAAAACCCACUGGCACCACAUCUUCAGGGUCCACAACAACCACAGAAAUUCCUGAAACAACAACAACCUCAAGCCCUGAAUCUAGAACAACCACCACCUCACCAACAACAGAAAAACCCACUGGCACAACAACUUCAGAGUCUACAACAACCACAAGAGGUCCCAAGACAACCACCACCUCAUCAACAACAGAAAAACCCACUGGCACAACAUCUUCAGGGCCCACCAGAACCACAGAAAGUCCUAAAACAACAACAACCUCUAACCCUAAAUCUAAAACAACCUCCACUUUAUCAACAACAGAACAACCCACUGGCACCACAACUUCAGGAUCAACCACAACCACAGAAAGUCCCAAAACAACUACCACCUCAUCAACAACAGAAAGACGCACUGGCACAACAACUUCAGGGUCCACAACAACCACAGAAAGUCCUAAAACAACAACAACCUCAGCAACAACAGAAAAACCCACUGGCACAACAUCUUCAGGGUCCACAACAACCACAGAAAGUCCCAAAACAACAACAACCUCAUCAACAACAGAAAAAAACACAGGCACAACAUCUUCAGUCUCCACAACAACCACAGAAAGUCCUGAAACAACAACAACCUCAAGCCCUGAAUCUAAAACAACCACCAUCUUAUCAACAACAGAACAACCCACUGGCACCACAACUUCAGGAUCAACCACAACCACAGAAAGUCCCAAAACAACAACAACCUCAUCAACAACAGAAAACCCCACUGGCACCACAACUUCAGGAUCCACAACAACCACAGAAAGUCCUAAAACAACUACCACCUCAGCCACAACAGAAAAAUCCACUGGCACAACAUCUUCAGGGUCCACAACAACAACAGAAAUUCCUGAAACAACAACAACCGCAAGCCCUGAAUCUAAAACAACCACCACCUCAUCAACAACAGAAAAACCCACUGGCACCACAACGUCAGGAUCCACUACAACCACAGAAAGUCCAAAAACAACAACAACCUCAUCAACAACAGAAAAACCCACUGGCACAACUUCUUCAGGGUCCACAUCAACCACAGAAAGUCCUAAAACAACAACAACCUCAAGCCCUAAAUCUAAAACAACCACCACCUUAUCAACAACAGAACAACCCACGGGCACCACAACUUCAGGAUCAACCACAACCACAGAAAGUCCCAAAACAACAACAACCUCAUCAACAACAGAAAAACCCACUGGCACAACAUCUUCAGGGUCCACAACAACCACAGAAAGUCCUAAAACAACAACAACCUCGGCAACAACAACAGAAAAACCCACUGGCACCACAACUUCAGGAUCCACAACAACCACAGAAAGUCCUAAAACAACUACCACCUCAGCCACAACAGAAAAAUCCACUGGCACAACAUCUUCAGGGUCCACAAAAACCACAGAAAUUCCCAAAACAACAACAACCUCAAGCCCUGAAUCUAAAACAACCUCCACCUUAUCAACAACAGAAAAACCCACUGGCACCACAACUUCAGGAUCAACCACAACCACAGAAAGUCCCAAAACAACAACAACCUCAUCAACAACAGAAAAACCCACUCGCACAACAUCUUCAGUGUCCACAAUAACGACAGAAAGUCCAACAACAACCUCAUCAACAACAGAAAAACCCACUGGCACCACAACUUCAGGAUCAACCACAACCACAGAAGGUCCCAAAAGAACAACACCCUCAUCAACAACAGAAAAACCCACUGGCACCACAACGUCAGGAUCCACCACAACCACAGAAAGUCCCGAAACAACAACAACCUCAGCAACAACAGAAAAAUCCACUGGCACAACAUCUUUAGGGUCCACAACAACCACAGAAGUUCCUGAAACAACAACAACCUCAAUCCCUGAAUCUAAAACAACCACCACCUUAUCAACAACAGAAAAACCCAUUGGCACCACAACGCCAGGGUCCACAACAACCACAGAAAGUCCCGAAACAACAACAACCUCAUCAACAACAGAAAAACCCACUGGCACAACAUCUUCAGGGUCUACAACAACCACAGAAAGUCCUGAAACAACAACAACCUCAAGCCCUGAAUCUAAAACAACCACCACCUUAUCAACAACAGAACAACCCACUAGCACCACAACUUCAGGAUCAACCAUAACCACAGAAAGUCCCAAAACAACAACAACCUCAUCAACAACAGAAAAACCCACUGGCACCACGUCUUCAGGGUCCACAACAACCACAGAAAUUCCUGAAACAACAACAACCUCAAGCCCUGAAUCUAGAACAACCACCACCCCAUCAACAACAGAAAAACCCACUGGCACCACAACGCCAGGGUCCACAACAACCACAGAAAGUCCCAAAACAACAACAACCUCAUCAACAACAGAAAAACCCACUGGCACCACAACGUCAGGAUCCACUACAAUCACAGAAAGUCCAAAAACAACAACAACCUCAUCAACAACAGAAAAACCCACUGGCACCACAUCUUCAGGGUCCACAACAACCACAGAAAUUCCUGAAACAACAACAACCUCAAGCCCUGAAUCUAGAACAACCACCACCUCAUCAACAACAGAAAAACCCACUGGCACCACAACGCCAGGGUCCACAACAACCACAGAAAGUCCCAAAACAACAACAACCUCAUCAACAACAGAAAAACCCACUGGCACCACAACGUCAGGAUCCACUACAACCACAGAAAGUCCAAAAACAACAACAACCUCAUCAACAACAGAAAAACCCACUGGCACCACAUCUUCAGGGUCCACAACAACCACAGAAAUUCCUGAAACAACAACAACCUCAAGCCCUGAAUCUAGAACAACCACCACCUCAUCAACAACAGAAAAACCCACUGGCACCACAACGCCAAUGUCCACAACAACCACAGAAAGUCCCAAAACAACAACAACCUCAUCAACAACAGAAAAACCCACUGGCACCACAACGUCAGGAUCCACUACAACCACAGAAAGUCCAAAAACAACAACAACCUCAUCAACAACAGAAAAACCCAUUGGCACAACAUCUUCAGUGUCCACAACAACCACAGAAAGUCCUGAAACAACAACCUCAAGCCCUAAAUCUAAAACAACCGCCACCUCAUCAACAACAGAAAAACCCACUGGCACAACAUCUUCAGGGUCCACAACAACCACAGAAAGUCCGAAAACAACAACAACCUCAUCAACAACAGAAAAACCCACUGGCACCACAUCGUCAGGGUCCACAACAACCACAGAAAUUCCUGAAACAACAACAACCUCAAGCCCUGAAUCUAAAACAACCAUCACCUCAUCAACAACAGAGAAACCCACUGGCACCACAACUUCAGGAUCCACAACAACCACAGAAAGUCCCAAAACAACCACCACCUCACCAACAACAGAAAAACCCACUGGCACAACAACUUCAGAGUCUACAACAACGACAAAAGGUCCCAAGACAACCACCACCUCAUCAACAACAGAAAAACCCACUGGCACAACAUCUUCAGGGCCCACAACAACCACAGAAAGUCCUAAAACAACAACAACCUCUAACCCUAAAUCUAAAACAACCUCCACUUUAUCAACAACAGAACAACCCACUGGCACCACAACUUCAGGAUCAACCACAACCACAGAAAGUCCCAAAACAACUACCACCUCAUCAACAACAGAAAGACGCACUGGCACAACAACUUCAGGGUCCACAACAACCACAGAAAGUCCUAAAACAACAACAACCUCAGCAACAACAGAAAAACCCACUGGCACAACAUCUUCAGGGUCCACAACAACCACAGAAAGUCCCAAAACAACAACAACCUCAUCAACAACAGAAAAAAACACAGGCACAACAUCUUCAGUCUCCACAACAACCACAGAAAGUCCUGAAACAACAACAACCUCAAGCCCUGAAUCUAAAACAACCACCAUCUUAUCAACAACAGAACAACCCACUGGCACCACAACUUCAGGAUCAACCACAACCACAGAAAGUCCCAAAACAACAACAACCUCAUCAACAACAGAAAAAACAACAACCUCAUCAACAACAGAGAAACCCACUGGCACCACAACUUCAGGAUCCACAACAACGACAGAAAGUCUCAAAACAACCACCACCUCAUCAACAACAGAAAAACCCACUGGCACCACAACUUCAGGAUCCACAUCAACCACAGAAGGUCCCAAAAGAACAACACCCUCAUCAACAACAGAAAAACCCACUGGCACCACAACGUCAGGAUCCACCACAACCACAGAAAGUCCCGAAACAACAACAACCUCAGCAACAACAGAAAAAUCCACUGGCACAACAUCUUUAGGGUCCACAACAACCACAGAAAUUCCUGAAACAACAACAACCUCAAGCCCUGAAUCUAAAACAACCACCACCUCAUCAACAACAGAAAAACCCAUUGGCACCACAACGCCAGGGUCCACAACAACCACAGAAAGUCCCGAAACAACAACAACCUCAUCAACAACAGAAAAACCCACUGGCACAACAUCUUCAGGGUCUACAACAACCACAGAAAGUCCUGAAACAACAACAACCUCAAGCCCUGAAUCUAAAACAACCACCACCUUAUCAACAACAGAACAACCCACUAGCACCACAACUUCAGGAUCAACCAUAACCACAGAAAGUCCCAAAACAAUACCCAAGCAUGUCUGUGUCUUCAAUGAGACUGAGUACAGGCCUGGUGUGGAGUUCUUCCCGAACCCAUGUGACACCUGUCAAUGUAGUAAAACUCAGGAUCCUGAGACCAAGUUGAAUGUCCACACAUGUCAUUCUAAAGAGUGUUUGACUCUGUGUCCAAAGGGAUUUGUGUACCAAGAGCAGCCUGGACAAUGUUGUGGGUCGUGUAAACAGAUCAGCUGUGUUGCAGAGAUCCCAGGCUUCAAUACAGUCAUUAUUACUGUUUAA
Molecule: messenger RNA, 11222 nt
Organism: Betta splendens (Siamese fighting fish)
Lineage: Eukaryota; Metazoa; Chordata; Actinopteri; Anabantiformes; Osphronemidae
Product: mucin-2-like
Exons: 34
Coding region: 51-11222 (3723 amino acids)
Cellular component (GO): extracellular matrix
Molecular function (GO): protein binding
Source: RefSeq, a predicted model, not a curated record